This is a messenger RNA of Geodia barretti, 465 nucleotides long. Lineage: Eukaryota; Metazoa; Porifera; Demospongiae; Tetractinellida; Geodiidae. The record is from the annotation of a GenBank genome assembly.
AUGACCCUGACCAAAGGUUUCUUCUACUAUUCCAGCGGAGACAUAGAACUUCUGGAAAUUGACAGUUUCUUUACCAAAGAUUCACUAUUGGACGUCAUGUUUGGUGAUUUUGAGCUUGGGCAAGUGAAUUUUUGGUUUGGUGGGAGAAACGUGACUGCAUACACGCACUACGACACCUCACACAAUCUUCACACCAUCAUUCGCGGUCGUAAGAAGUUCCUACUUUUCCCUCCGUCGGCGCACAAGCACCUAAAGCUCUACCCAAGCCUCCAUACAUUCUACAGACAAGUUCAGGUGGACAUUCUUAAUCUGACUCAGGCCCAAUUUAGGGAGCUGCUUUUUGAGACGCCGUUUCCUCGAAGUCGUGCUAACACGCGGCGAGACACUGUACAUCCCUCCAUAUUGGUUCCACUGUGUAGUGACCCUGGAGCCUACCAUCUCACUCAACGUUUGGAGCCAGAGUGA